AUGGCGGCGUUUGGGGAGCCGAACAGCUAUGGCCAUGCUAUGAAAUCACAGUUCCUGUUCGAUCCCAGAUGGACUAAUCUCAAUCACGGAUCUUUUGGUACUUAUCCACUGCCAGUCAGAAAUGCCAUGAGAGGUUACCAAAAAUUGACGGAGGCUGCUCCGGACAAGUUCUUGCGAUAUCAAUACAUCGAUCUUCUGGAUAAGUCAAGGGAACGCAUCGCGAAGAUCGUCAACGCUCCCGUGGAUGAGUGCGUCUUCGUGACCAAUGCAACUACUGGUAUUAACACUGUGCUGCGGAAUCUGGUCUACAAGCAGAAGGACGUCAUCAUCUAUUUCGACACAAUAUACGGCGCUAUCGACAGGACACUGAAAUCUAUCAAGGAGACCAAUCCUCAAAUCACCCUUCGCAAAGUCGGACAUGGACAAGACUUCGCCUAUACGUUACCGUGUACUCACCCUGAUAUUCUCAAUGCGUUCUCGCAGACCAUAUCGCGGAUCUUGUACGAUGGAUAUACGCCAAGAGUUGCCGUCUUCGACACGAUUGUUUCCAAGCCCGGGGUGCGAUUUCCAUUCGAACGAUUAACUAAGAUGUGCAAAGAAUAUGGCAUCCUUAGUAUGAUCGAUGGGGCGCACGCAGUCGGACAGAUUCCACUAAACCUCUCACAGCUCGAUGCUGAUUUCUUCGUUACCAAUUGUCACAAAUGGCUGUACACACCUCGUGGCUGUGCACUCCUGCAUGUUCCAAAGCGUAAUCAGCAUCUACUGAGAACAUCGUUACCCACGUCAUAUGGCUACGAGCCAGCAGAUGGAGAGAAGAUGAAAAACAACGACCUCGCGGAAUCGUCGAAGACAGGUUUCGUCAAGCUGUUCGAGUUCGUCGGCACAGCAGACAACUCACCCUUCUAUUGCGUACCUGCUGCACUGAACUUCCGACAAAAUCUGUGUCCAGGCGGUGAGGAGGGAAUAUACAACUAUAUCAGACACGUGGCGCAACGGGGAGCUGACUUACUAGCGAUGGAGCUCGGUACAGAAGUGAUGGACGAGAUGGACGAAGGCCGCGGGCUCAAGACGAUGGGAAGCUUCGAAGCCAGCGAUCGACGUGACUCGGUGAGGGGCUAUACCGGUGGACUCCGAGAUUGUGCAAUGGCCAAUGUGCUCUUGCCCAUGCACAUUGAGGGAGCUGCCAGUAUCGGCUCGAUAGCUCAUGGUCCAGGUGGAGCUGGCAGCGCUGGUGGUCUCAGUCCCCUUCAUGGACAGGGCCGGAAGUCAUCAUACGGGUUUCCGAGUGCGAAGAUGUACAGUGGUGGAAGCUCACAUGUUGCUUCGGCUUCGUUGGGCGGAGGAGUGCUCUCGCCACCGAGUGCGCCUUGGAUGUCCUCAGAGAUGAGCACGAGUCCGAAAGGCAGUCCAGCGGGCAGUCCCAUGGGAAGUCCUUCGCUCAGCUCGACAGGUGGCGGCGCGGUCAUCGUGAAGCCAGAAGACGUCAAGAAGCACCUAGAUUGGAUGAUGAAGAUCCUGGUGGACGAGUUUCGGACAUAUGUGACACUGUUCGAAUACAACGGGAAGAUCUGGGUGCGGGUCAGUGGCCAAAUCUAUCUGGAGCUACGGGACUUUGAAUGGCUUGGAAGUGUGCUGAAGGCCCUCUGCGAAAGGGUCAGGAUGGGCGAGAGCUUGAAGGAUGAGGAUGACAGCAGAGUCGGCAGAGUCCACUCACGCGCUGAGUCAACUUUAGAUCUGGAAGCCCUCGGAAGAACUGUCAGCGAAGUCAGGCUUGGACCGCCGUUGAAUUCAACUCCGGCGCCACCAGUGCCGCCGGUUCCUGGGGCAGGGAGUGCUGCAUCAUAUGCAACUCGGAGAUUUGAUGGUGCACUGGGACAAUGGGUCGAAGCUUGA
This is a messenger RNA of Cyphellophora attinorum, 1893 nucleotides long. Its product is annotated as putative aminotransferase. The record is from RefSeq and is a predicted model, not a curated record. The coding region runs from base 1 to 1893 and encodes 630 amino acids. NCBI's taxonomy places the organism in Eukaryota, Fungi, Ascomycota, Eurotiomycetes, Chaetothyriales, Cyphellophoraceae. The transcript is spliced from 2 exons.